This is a messenger RNA of Lodderomyces parapsilosis, 2106 nucleotides long. Its product is annotated as SKN1/KRE6 family beta-glucan synthesis-associated protein. Gene Ontology annotation, cellular component: endoplasmic reticulum membrane; plasma membrane. The record is from RefSeq and is a predicted model, not a curated record. Bases 1 to 2106 code for a protein of 701 amino acids. NCBI's taxonomy places the organism in Eukaryota, Fungi, Ascomycota, Pichiomycetes, Serinales, Debaryomycetaceae. The transcript has a single exon. Gene Ontology annotation, molecular function: glucosidase activity. Gene Ontology annotation, biological process: fungal-type cell wall organization; (1->6)-beta-D-glucan biosynthetic process.
AUGGGGGAGUUUACCACGAGGCCCACAAUGCACGAGGAGGAAAAUGGUAGUAGCAGUACUUCGCAAGAUAUCCCCGUUGACCCAUUUGACGUUUCGCCCAUUAGUGAACUGCCAUUUGAACUUCGUCUGAAUUAUUCGCAAACUCCACUGCCACACGACCAAUAUGGCCGUCCUUUCGUUGUUAAUGGAGACUAUAGCGACAACUCGUACAAUUAUGUUAAUUCAUCCUCGUCGUCAUCAUCCAUGGCUAAUAAUGUAUUCAAUAAUCCACCCAGGCUGGGAUCGAAACUAAAUACAAAGUACCUGCAAAACCCCAUCAGAAACGAAAACUUGUCAAUUAACCAACCCCCAGCUUAUGAUCGAUACCCUGUAAUCAAAGAUUCAGAAAAUAACUCAAUAACACUGUCACGUUCCAAUCUGCAACUACCGCAAGCAGAAGGAGCACCUUUGGCAGACCACUUAAACCACAAAUUCCAUUCAUCAUCAUACUCUCACGAAUCUAACGGUGACAACACAAAGUACCCGGCAACAUACAAGUUCACUGAGUUUAGUCCAUUUGGUGGCUAUCCAGCUUCUUCAUUUCCAUUAAGUAUAGAAGAGAAAGAACCUGAUGAUGACUUGCAUAAUCCAAAUCCUGUCAAGGAUGCCGAAUACGAAAAGAAUAGGUUUUGGUACGAUUUAAAACAAGGUGACAGGCGAUCGUAUUUGGGAAUUUUUGGGUUUUUAUUUCUUAUUGCUGCAGCAGUCGCUGUUUUUGUCAUCUUGCCAGUAUUGACAUAUUCUGGUGUCACGGAUCACAAAGUGGUUCCUGAAACAUACGAGAUUUUGACGCAUUAUUCGUAUCCCAUGUUGAGUGCCAUAAGGACAACCUUGAUUGAUCCUGAUACCCCCGGAGAAGCAUUAACCCUAGAGUCCAAAAGUGGUGAUAAGUGGCUGUUGGUUUUCAGUGAUGAGUUUAAUGCUGAAGGAAGAACGUUUUAUGAAGGUGAUGAUCAAUUUUUCACUGCUCCUGAUUUGCACUACGAUGCCACAAAGGAUUUGGAAUGGUACGAUCCUGAUGCAGUAACAACAUCCAAUGGUACGUUGGCUUUACGAAUGGAUGCGUUUAAAAACCACAAUUUGUUUUAUCGUUCUGGAAUGGUGCAAUCGUGGAACAAAAUGUGCUUCACGCAGGGUCGUAUUGAAAUCUCGGCAAGAUUACCUGAUUACGGGUAUGUUUCUGGACUAUGGCCUGGGUUGUGGACGAUGGGGAAUCUUGGACGCCCUGGCUACUUGGCAACAACCGAAGGCGUUUGGCCAUACUCAUAUGAUUCAUGUGAUGCGGGCAUCACGCCGAAUCAAUCAUCUCCCGAUGGUAUUUCGUAUUUACCAGGACAGCGUUUAAAUAAAUGUACUUGUCCAGGUGAAUCACACCCAAAUCGUGGAGUUGGAAGAGGUGCACCUGAAAUUGAUCUUAUUGAGGCAGAGAUAAUGGUUGAUAGCAAGAACAUUAAACCAAAUAAUGGUGUAGCCUCACAAUCAUUACAAUUGGCGCCAAUGGAUAUCUGGUACAUGCCCGACUACGAUUUCAUUGAGAUUUAUAAUGAUUCAGUAACCACUAUGAACACAUAUGCUGGUGGUCCGUUCCAGCAGGCUUUUUCUGCCACCACCAUGUUGAAUAGGACAUGGUACGAGAAAGGCAACGCUUAUGAGCAUAACUUCCAACGUUAUGGUUACGAAUAUAUUAAUGAUGACACUGAUGGUUACUUGAGGUGGUUUGUCGGUCGUGAUCCAACACUCACGGUUUACCCCACAGCUUUACAUCCAAAUGGUAACAUAGGCUGGAGACAAUUGUCAAAGGAGCCAAUGUCUAUCAUUAUGAACUUGGGAGUUUCAAACAAUUGGGCUUAUAUCGACUGGGCAAUGAUUUCAUUUCCAGCAACUUUUAGAAUCGAUUAUGUCAGGAUAUACCAACCGCUGGAUGCAAUCAAUACUGGAUGUGACCCCGAAGACUACCCAACUUAUGACUAUAUUGAACAACACUUGAAUAUUUAUGAAAAUGUAAACUUGACAAGUUUUGAAGAUGGUGGGUACACAUUCCCAAAGAAUAGUCUCAUUGGAUGUUGA